AUGAAGCAGUGGGUGGAGAUUCACCUGAUAGUCCCAGAAACCCCUCUCGGCCCAAGCACCAUGAGUAACCAGACACUGGUAACAGAGUUUAUCCUGCAGGGCUUUUCAGAGCACCCAGAAUACCAGUCGCUCUUAUUCAUCUGUUUCCUCUCCCUCCACUCUGCGGCCAUCACAGGUAAUGUGCUCAUCAUCUUGGCCAUCGCCGUCAGCCCUGGGCUUCACACCCCCAUGUACUUUUUCCUGUUCAACUUGGCUACUAUGGACAUCAUCUGCAUCUUCUCCGUCAUGCCCACGGCACUGGCAGGUCUGGUGUCAGAGGAGAGCUCCAUCUCCUAUGGGGGCUGCAUGGCCCAGCUCUAUUUCCUCACAUGGGCCGCAUCUUCAGAGCUGCUUCUGCUCACGAUCAUGGCCUAUGACCGGUAUGCGGCCAUCUGCCAUCCGCUGCAUUACGGCACCGUGAUGAGCAAGGCGUUCUGCAGCAUGCUGGCCGCAGGUGUGUGGGUGCUCUGCGCCUUCAACACGGCCAUCCACACGGGCCUGAUGCUGCGCUUGGACUUCUGUGGCCCUAAUGUCAUCACACAUUUCUUCUGUGAGGUCCCUCCUCUGCUACUUCUCUCCUGCAGCUCCACCUAUGUGAACAGUGUCAUGAUUGUUCUGGCGGACAGCUUUUAUGGCAUAUUGAACUUCCUGAUGACGAUCUUAUCAUACUGCUUCAUCAUCUCCAGUAUCCUCAAGAUGCGGACUGCAGAGGGGAAGAAGAAAGCCUUCUCCACCUGCUCUUCCCACAUUGCUGUGGUGUGCAUUUACUACUCCGCUGUCUUCUACGCCUACAUAAGUCCCGUCUCCAGCUACAGCGCCGAGAAGAGCAAAUUGGCUGGCGUGCUGUACACCAUGUGCAGCCCUGCCCUCAACCCCCUCAUCUACACUUUGAGAAACAAAGAAGUCAAAGCAGCCCUCAGGAAGCUUUCCUCCUCCUUCAGAAAUUAA
Molecule: messenger RNA, 987 nt
Organism: Cynocephalus volans (Philippine flying lemur)
Lineage: Eukaryota; Metazoa; Chordata; Mammalia; Dermoptera; Cynocephalidae
Product: olfactory receptor 13A1
Exons: 1
Coding region: 1-987 (328 amino acids)
Biological process (GO): G protein-coupled receptor signaling pathway
Cellular component (GO): membrane
Molecular function (GO): G protein-coupled receptor activity; odorant binding; olfactory receptor activity
Source: RefSeq, a predicted model, not a curated record